AAAUAGUAAUAGUAUACAGUGUACAUAUAAAAGUGGCUAUCUUAAAACUAUAGGUUUAUUUAGCGAUAGAGUGAAGUCAGCCAGAUCCUGCAGGAUGAAGGUAACUGAUAUACUUAUAACACUAUGUAUUCUGUGUAGCUGCAUCUGUGGCGUGGUAGCCAACUUUGAACCUACUGCCAACGACGGCAACAAUGCAGACCAGCAGAAGAGAUAUGUGACUUGGCGGAUAAAUCCAGGGGAGGGCAUGAAUCUGCGGAAGGACGUGCUUCUACGCAUGGUGAGCAUCAGUAAACACUUCAAGCAUCGCUGGACUCUCGUACUGCCGCCAUUACGUUAUGUGCCUCACUGGAAUGAAAGCCCGCAUAUCUCACAGGUGACGGAAGAGGGUGACCGUAAGAAAGACAAUGACAGGCAGAUAGUGCGCUUUGUGCGGUGGGAGGAUUUGAUCGACCUGUCACUCUUACAGAGGUUUGUGGAUAUCAUAAGCUACGAGCAAUUCUUGGAGGAGAACGGUCCCGAUAUAUCGGUGGGCGUCAAUAUCC
Sphaeroforma arctica JP610 is the source of this 542-nucleotide messenger RNA. RefSeq lists its product as hypothetical. Gene Ontology annotation, biological process: protein O-linked glycosylation via fucose. The record is from RefSeq and is a predicted model, not a curated record. The annotation marks the transcript as partial. Gene Ontology annotation, molecular function: peptide-O-fucosyltransferase activity. NCBI's taxonomy places the organism in Eukaryota, Ichthyosporea, Ichthyophonida. The transcript is spliced from 3 exons.